Molecule: messenger RNA, 1103 nt
Organism: Peromyscus leucopus (white-footed mouse)
Lineage: Eukaryota; Metazoa; Chordata; Mammalia; Rodentia; Cricetidae
Gene: Rbpms
Product: RNA binding protein, mRNA processing factor
Exons: 7
Coding region: 319-984 (221 amino acids)
Molecular function (GO): mRNA binding
Source: RefSeq, a predicted model, not a curated record
GGGAGGAGGGUGGAAGGCGAGAGAAAGCGCGCUGCGUGCGGCCCCGCUGCCCAGAGCCUGCCAGCAGCGCGCCCUCGGCGGCUCCGGUCCCAACCGCGCCCGCCGCCUCGCCUCCUCCGCCUCGGCCGCCUCCCGACUCCGGGGCUCGCCCGGCCUCUCCGAGGUCCCCGCCCGCCCGCCCGCCCCGGCUCCUCGCAGCAGCGCCGCCCCGGCUCCAGCCCCGCAGCUCGCCCGCCCGCCCGGCUCGCCCCGGGGAAGGUAGCAAGCGGGCGAGCGCGCCCUCGCCCCAGCCCCGCGCGGCGACCAAGGACCGGGAAGAUGAACGGCGGAGGCAAAGCCGAGAAGGAGAACACCCCGAGCGAGGCCAACCUUCAGGAGGAGGAGGUCCGGACACUAUUUGUCAGUGGUCUGCCUCUGGACAUCAAACCCCGGGAGCUUUACCUGCUCUUCAGACCAUUCAAGGGCUAUGAGGGGUCUCUUAUAAAGCUCACAUCUAAACAGCCCGUAGGUUUUGUCAGUUUCGACAGUCGCUCCGAAGCAGAAGCUGCCAAGAACGCGUUGAACGGCAUCCGCUUCGAUCCGGAAAUCCCGCAGACACUACGACUAGAAUUUGCCAAGGCGAACACGAAGAUGGCCAAGAACAAACUCGUAGGGACUCCCAACCCCAGUGCUCCUUUGCCCAACACCGUACCUCAGUUCAUUGCCAGAGAGCCGUAUGAGCUCACAGUGCCUGCACUUUACCCCAGUAGCCCUGAAGUGUGGGCCCCGUACCCUCUGUACCCAGCGGAGUUAGCGCCUGCUCUUCCUCCUCCUGCUGCUGCUUUCACCUAUCCCGCCUCACUGCAUGCCCAGUGUUUCCCUCCAGAGGCAAAGCCCAACACACCUGUCUUUUGUCCACUUCUGCAGCAAAUUAGAUUUGUCUCUGGGAAUGUGUUUGUCACAUACCAGCCUACUGCAGAGCAGCAGAGAGAGCUCCCGUGUUGAAUUUGUUAGCGGACCCCCCCUCCCCCAGUUUUGCAAAAAAACUUAUUUCUUGAUGAUAUUUCAGAGAUUUCAAUAAAAAUUUUAAUCAGCAAAAAAAAAAAAAAAAAAAAAAAAAAAAU